Hirsutella rhossiliensis is the source of this 861-nucleotide messenger RNA. Its product is annotated as ATP synthase F0. Bases 1 to 861 code for a protein of 286 amino acids. The record is from RefSeq and is a predicted model, not a curated record. The transcript has 4 exons. Lineage: Eukaryota; Fungi; Ascomycota; Sordariomycetes; Hypocreales; Ophiocordycipitaceae.
AUGGCGUGGCAAGAUUACAACCCCUUUAUUAAGCGCGAGACGCACACCUCCAGCUCCAUCCUCACCUACAAGGUCCUCACCCUCCUCUCCUGGCUCCUCUCUGUCGUCGUCUCCGUCUAUUACACCGUCCACGAGCCUCACGAUGGCUUCAACAUCCGCAACCGCGUCUGGGACCAAAACUACCUCUACCCAAGCGCCUUUACCAUGAACCACGUCCUCGCAGACAUUUACUGGAUUGGCCUCUUCAUCCUGCAAAUCGGUUAUAUUGCCCACCUCUUCUCGAGCAAUGCCGACCGUGCCUAUGCCGCCGCCAGUGUCGGCAGCCACUUCAUCCUCAACAAUCUCUUCCACUUUGCCUUUAUCAUGCUCUUCGUCCGCUCCCACUUCCACUGGGCCGAGCUCAUCCUCGUUCUCAACUUCAUCAACCUCUCCUCGCUCUAUUUCCGCCACAACGCCUACCCGCGCUUCAUUCACGCCCCGGCCGUCUCCGGACCUCUGGCCUGGACCUUUGUCGCCAUCUACUGGAACGGCGCCAUCAUGGUACCCCACCAACACAACCUUGUUGCCCGCGUCUUUGGCAACAUUUUCAUCUGGUCUAUCCUGGCCUAUGGCUCCUUUUUCAUCGUCGCCUACAAGGACUAUACCAUGGGGUUCGCCCUCAGCAUCCUCUCUGCCGCCAUUGGCGUCGCCCAGUUCCAGCGCCAGAUCAUUGCCCUGCAGUGGAUCUUUGCUUUUGUCAUCAUGGCCCUACUCUUCGUCAUGACCCUCGCCAUUGCCCUGCCCACCUGGGCUGGACGUGACCUCAAGUGGAGGCGCAACCCGCCCGCCGACCAGGAGCGCGCUCCACUGCUCAACGACUAA